AUGGACAAUAAAUGUUUAAAUUUAUCUAAAACAACACCAAAAUCCCCUUCACUUUCUGAUCGUUUUCUUUGUUCUUCCCCAAUAUUAACAGAAUCUUUAUUAAAAUUACAACAAAAUAAUGAAGAAGAAGAAAAGGAGGAAUUAAAAGAUUCUUUCAAAACAAACAUAAAAUCAUCAAAAAUUUGGCCAAAUUUAAGUUUAACAAAAAUAAACAGAGAAAGUUUUAAAAAGAAAAAACAACAACAAAAACAACUUUCUCGUUUCGAUUUAAUUUUAUUACGAGCAUUUCAACAAAAUAAUAACGAAAAUACUUCUUUGUUACCCCCACUUCCUUUAUUUACUGCUUCAGAUUCUUUAUGUUCUUCUGAUGGGGCAAGUAGACAUAAUUCUUUAGAAAUGUUGGGAACAUUUGGAGAUUUUAAUGAAAAAUUUAAUUAUUAUGAAGAAGAAGAGGGAGAGGAGGAGGGAAAUGAGGAAGGGGAAAGUUUAUUUUGUUCUAAUAAUUCUUCUGCUACAACAUCUGCUAGAGGAUCUGCAUGUUCGGCUUUAUUACAUUCGGAUGAAUGUGCUGCCGUCUCUGUAUUUCAAGGAAUUAAAAGAGAAAAUGAACAGGAAGGAGGAAAUGAAUGGAAUGAACAAAAAGAGAGGACUUCUGAAAUGAAUGAUCGUUGUCAUCUACAAAAUUUGCUCAAAAAUGAUAAAGAAUCAAAUGAUAAACAAAUUGUACUUAAGAAUACAAAUAUUUGUACAGAGACAGAUCAGGAUAAUGAAGAGGAUGAAGAAGAACAAGAUGAAGAAGGUGGUGGAAGUGUACGUAGUGCUAAGGCAAAUUCUUCGUCCGGUGUUUCUUCCUCCCCAGUUGGAUUACCAGUUAAUAGAACGGCAGCAAAAAUAGUUCGUCGUCAUUCAGCUUUUCAAUUAUCCUCUCAACGAAUUAUUUUACCCCCACAUCCACCCAAUAACAAAAAUAUUAAAAAAAUCAACGUUGGACUUGUCCAUUCAUUGCAGCCAUUAUCGGGUGUCCAAUCAAAUGAGCAACGGCAAAUGUUGGCAAUUCAACAACAAAAUAGACAAUAUUCACAACAAAAUGGUAAACAACAACAAUUUUCUAAUAAUCCAAAUUCACAUUCGGUAGAAAUUGUAUCUAGUAGUAGCUGUAGCAGUAUUGGACAUCAAUGCAAACCAAUGUGGCAAUUACUUGAGCAGCGCACUGAUGGGCUGGAAAUUGCCUUUGAGCGCUGCAAAAAUUGGUCUAAAUAUGCCUCCCAAUUGCUUUCCUUUGCACGUGCCAGACUUUCAUUAGAACAAGAAUAUAGCCAAAGAUUACUUAAAAUGUCAGACCAACAAUUAGGCCCUCUAACAAACCAACAAAUAGAAAACCAAUUUUCUUCGUUAGAUCAAAAAAUGCCUUUAUCUCUUUUAUUUGGACAAUUAAUGGAGAAUACUAAACAAUUUGCAAGUAGGGCUGAUUCUACUGUACAACAAUUACAACAAAGAUUUAUUGAGAGCUUAGAAAGUCGUCAAAAAGAACACAAUAUAAGAAGAAGAAAGCUUAAAGUUGAAUAUGCAAAACAACGAAAGCAAAUGGAGACAUGUGUCGAAGAACUUCGAAGAGCUCGACAAACACAUACAAAUAAAGGAGAACAAUAUUUACGUGCUCGGGAAGUAACAAUUCGUCAAGAACGUGAAUGCCAUCAAAUACUGCCAAUAAAUACACAAAAACAACAAAAUUUAUUAAUUCGGAAUAGUGAAGGAAAUAGCAGUUUAGGACAACAACAAAUAUUUCAAAAAAGGCGUAAAGAAGUAGAAAAACGUAGAAAAGUUGAAGAAGAAGCUUUAAAUAGAAAAGAAGAUGCUGAACAAGAAGUUUGUAGAUUAGAGAGGGAAUUGGAUGGAUAUAGAGCUAAAUUGAAUGAAUUGAGGGUAAAUUUGUUGUUUUGA
This is a messenger RNA of Meloidogyne enterolobii, 1941 nucleotides long. The record is from the annotation of a GenBank genome assembly. Lineage: Eukaryota; Metazoa; Nematoda; Chromadorea; Rhabditida; Meloidogynidae.